UAAAGAAAAGGGGAUGUUACCGACACCAACGAGAUAGCAACCACUCCAGAUUCAACUGUGCAGACAAGUGGUAUUUAUCUCUCUCACUCUCGCCACCUCCCCCUUGCCUCAGCUCUGUCAUGCCUCGCUCAUUCCUGGUCAAGAGUAAGAGACCAGGGUCUCACCCCCUUUGCUUCUCUAAAGGCACCAGACACACAAACCCUGACCAGCCACAACCUCAUACAAAUGAUCAGAACAGGCAGAACAGGGCGUGGCGGGAAGUAAGGUCCCCACAUCGGAGCCCCUUCCAGGAGGACCAGGGCAACCUGUGCUCAGGGUCAGAGGUCAAGGACACCCUGGAAUACCCCUUCCCUAGCUGGGACGCCAUGGCAACCAGACCACACAGCACCUCGCCAGCUGACCUCUGGACCAGCUGGUCUGCAGAAACCCAAGUGUACGAUGGUGUGGAGCCUUCCGAGUCUGCCCUGCCCUGGUCCCCACACUGGCCCCGAGGCCCUGACAGAGAGAGGGAGCUGGAGAAACUGGUCCAUGUCUUACUGAGCCACAGGCCACACAUGGACCUCAACUCCACCAGCCCAUGCCCCCUCUGUGAAAAGGUCUUGUCCUCAGGAGCUGUACUCAAGACUCAUUUACUCAGGUCACGCACAUGCGUGCAUGGAGUUCCAUUGGCCACAUCAGCCAAAGCCCCAGAGCACCCCUAUGAGUUCAAACAAGCUCUGGGCAUGUACGGAAGACCAAAGGAGCGUAGCUAUAGCUGUAAGGAGUGUGGGAAGGUAUUCAAGCGCUCCUCCACCCUGUCCACCCACCUGCUCAUCCACUCUGACACCAGGCCCUACCCCUGCCAGUACUGUGGCAAGAGGUUCCAUCAGAAGUCAGACAUGAAGAAACACACCUUCAUACACACAGGUGAGAAGCCCCAUGUGUGCCAGGUGUGUGGCAAGGCCUUCAGCCAGAGCUCCAACCUCAUCACCCACAGCCGUAAACACAGCAGCUUCCAGCGCAGACUGGACCUACAGCGCCACCAGGAGACACAAUGUUUUCAUAGCAGCGUGUACACACAGAGCUGAGGCCAUGGGUAUAAUGGAGAUUUGUAUUACACAAGUACUGUAUGUAGCACAAGAAUGAGUGCUUUGUAUAGAUAUUGUUGACCGGUAUUUGCAGUUCCGUUCAAAUAUGGUACUUUGAUCAGUGACUGAGGCUAAGCACAUUACUUGUGUUCAAGUUAUGGGGCAUUUGUUUUUGUGGAUUUGCUUUCGCUCACAGCUUUUCAGGUUGACCGUUUGGUUAGUGCUUGAGGGGACCUGAUCACUUUAACAUCUCUAGCAAUGUCAUAUAUAUUGUGCGAGCUGGAUUCCGCCCAUAGCGCAGAAGCUCAGCGUUGUAGCCGGUUGAAAUGUAAAGGUCAUUUUCGAUUGAGCCAAUAUAUGCAAUAUUUACCACGAAUGCUGUCUCCGCCAACACGGAAACAUUGCCUUUAAAUGCCAGUCAUGCUUUAACGCUACGGAUUGAAUCCAGCCCUUUAGGCUCUGGUCUCUACUAUGCUGUAUGUCUAAAAAGGACACCUUAUGAAAAAUAGGUGGUUUGAAGAGUGACAAAGCAAGCCCUAUUUCCCACUGUAAUUGGCCAUUUUCCUCAGAGCCGUUGCAAUUGUAGCUCCCAUUGUUGGUGUAUGAAUGAAGCUGCCAUUUUCACUUCACUGUGGCAGCCCACCCAAGGGCAUAAUAAUAUACAAUCAGGCCAUGUGGAACAUGUGAAAAAUAAUGUCUUUGACUGCAGUACGACCAGAGAGAGACAAUGAUUAUGUUGAAAUGAUGCUCCACAACGUGACUGUAUAUUUUCAGGGAUUUAGAUACAAAAAAUGAAAUACUCUGUUUAAGUUUAGA
Molecule: messenger RNA, 1883 nt
Organism: Oncorhynchus masou masou (cherry salmon)
Lineage: Eukaryota; Metazoa; Chordata; Actinopteri; Salmoniformes; Salmonidae
Product: zinc finger protein Gfi-1b-like
Exons: 6
Coding region: 120-1067 (315 amino acids)
Biological process (GO): regulation of transcription by RNA polymerase II
Cellular component (GO): nucleus
Molecular function (GO): DNA-binding transcription factor activity, RNA polymerase II-specific
Source: RefSeq, a predicted model, not a curated record